AUGGCAACCGCAGAGGAAAAACUCGACGCGCUCGAUGCGCAGAUGAAGUCCAUGCUCCUGCUCAUGGAGACCUUCAAUCGUUGGUGUCCUGAGGUCGAUCACUUCUCCACCGAGCUAACCAAGGAGAUCAAGACUCUCACGUCGCGCGUGGAGGCGUUGGAAGCGAACAACGCUCCGUCAUCGGCCCCGAAGCGCGAGGAAGAGGGGCGGGCCAUGGGCCACGGCGCUGCAACAUCACCACAGGGGAAUGAUGGGGGGACUCUGAUCCUCACUCAUCCCCUAGCCAAUGGUCAAUCAUCCACCCCCAAUUCUCCAAUUCAUUAUCAUACUACGCCUACACACAAUGAAGGUCGUUUGCCUAAGGCCCAGUUUCCCAAAUUUGAUGGGUCUCAUCCAAAAGUCUGGAAAGAAAAAGCAGAAAAAUACUUUGACAUGUUCAAUGUCCCGGCCGACGUGUUGGAAUCUCAACCCAAGCAUUUUGGCAAGCGUCAUUAUCAUGACUGCAACAAGUAUCAAGGCAAGCCACCUCAAGCAGCACUACCUGGUGUUCUGGGCGCCCCACUAGCCGAAGAAGCUAAACCCAAGUGGGAAGACAAAUGGACCACGCUCAGAGCUCAGCACCGUGCCCAAGGCUUAUGCAUGAAGUGUGGAGAGAAAUGGGGCAGGAAUCUUAAGGGUCUAGAGGGAGUUAAGGACAAACUAUCUAGCUGUCACAAGCUGAAAGCAAGGAAACUUAAGGGUCUGCUCAAGAAAGGGGAGUAG
Molecule: messenger RNA, 762 nt
Organism: Miscanthus lutarioriparius
Lineage: Eukaryota; Viridiplantae; Streptophyta; Magnoliopsida; Poales; Poaceae
Source: the annotation of a GenBank genome assembly